Jatropha curcas is the source of this 650-nucleotide messenger RNA. Lineage: Eukaryota; Viridiplantae; Streptophyta; Magnoliopsida; Malpighiales; Euphorbiaceae. The record is from RefSeq and is a predicted model, not a curated record.
UCGCAGUAAAUGCAGAAUGAGAAGGAAAUGAAAACAUGACUACUCAAAACAAUCCUCUGGAAUGUCUGCGGAGACAUCAGAAUCCUCAGGAUUUUCAGGUCAUUUGGCAAGACAAUGUUGAUCCUGAUGGUAUGAGUUAUGAGGAAUUACUAGAAUUAGGCGAGACAGUUGGAACACAAAGUCGGGGUCUUUCCCAGGAACUUAUUUCUUUGCUUCCAGUUUCAAAGUACAAGUGCAGCUUCUUCACAAGAAAGAAAUCAAGAUGUGAGAGGUGUGUGAUUUGCCAAAUGGAAUAUAAGCGAGGUGACCGGCGCAUCACUUUGCCAUGUAAACAUGCUUAUCAUGUUGGUUGUGGGACUAGAUGGCUUAGCAUCAAUAAGGCAUGCCCCAUAUGUUAUGUGGAUGUGUUUGGUGAUGCAACAAAACGUUAGGAAUCAGCGGUGGACAUAAACUGUCAAAUUUUUCUUGUUCUUUGAUUUUGGGUUUUUUUUUUUUCCCUGCAUACAGAGUUGUUUGUUUCAGUUUUCCUUGUUCUUGUGUCGAAAGGAAUCAUGACUUGGUUUUGUAAUAAAUGAAAUUAGAAACUUUACACAAAAUUGAUAUGUCCGGGGCCAGAGAUGUAUCAGCGUGUGUGGUACUUUUACAUUUCA